GCGCAUGCGCGAGCCCGAGAAAGAAAAGCCAGGGGGUCGCCAUUUUGCCGGGCUCUUUCUGAGGGGAGAUUUGAGAGCCGGAGACGCCGAGGCCGCGGCGCCGGAGCGGAGAGUGCGUCCCUGCUGCUUCUGGGAGGCGAACAGUGGAGAGAGAGCCGCCACCGCCACCAUCUUGGCGUUCAGGGCAUCCGACGGGGCCGGCCGGGCGAGGCCUGAACGGAGCCUCCCGUCGCAGCCGCCGGCAGAGUCGCAGGCAAAGCAGGGCGAGCCUCGCCCCCGACGGUUCUGGGGACCCGAGAUGGCCGCGCAGUCAGCGCCGAAAGUCGUGCUUAAGAGCACCAGCAAGAUGUCUCUUAACGAGCGCUUUACUAAUAUGCUGAAGAACAAACAGCCGAUCCCGGUGAACAUUCGCGCCACUAUGCAGCAGCAGCAAUUAGCCAGCGCCCGGAACCGGAGGCUGGCCCAGCAGAUGGAAAACCGGCCUUCCGUCCAGGCUGCCUUGAAACUCAAGCAGAAGAGCCUGAAACAACGUCUGGGAAAAAGUAACAUCCAGGCACGCUUGGGCCGGCCAGCAGGACCCCUGGCUCGUGGCGCGUUAGGACGGGGGCUGCCAAUGGGGCAGAGAGGCUUGCCUCGAGGGGCCAUGCGUGGGGGCCGUGGAGCACGGGCGCUGCUGCGUGGAGGAAUCCCCCUGCGAGGACAGAGUUUGCUUCGGGGAGGCCGCGGGAUAGCCCCCCGGAUGGGCCUGAGAAGAGGAGGCAUGAGAGGCCGAGCGGGGCCUGGCAGGGGUGGCCUUGGCAGAGGAGCCAUGGGGCGCGGUGGAAUUGGUGGCAGAGGUCGUGGCAUGGCUGGCCGGGCCAGAGGGGGCUUCGGCGGCCGCGGAAGAGGCCGAGGCCGGGGCAGAGGCGCCACUCGCCCCGCGCUGACCAAGGAACAGUUGGACAACCAGCUGGAUGCAUACAUGUCGAAAACGAAAGGACACCUGGACGCGGAGUUGGAUGCUUACAUGGCUCAGACAGACCCUGAGACCAAUGACUGAGACUUUUUGCUGUAGAGCCUUGCGGGGGGGGGGCGGCACGGUGUGCGUGUGUCUGUAGAUUGGUCCUCUCCCUCAUGGCAGCCAAGAACACCAGCUCCUCAUGCUGGGGAGCGCCUCCAAGCAAGAAACGUUUCCCUUUUAUUAUUUUGAUGCUCCUGGUUGUAGGAAAUCCUAAGGCGGAGGGGGAUAGAUUUGUCCACAGACACACAUUUCUGCAGCACCUCUAAACACGGCGUGGCUGGCCAGCUCCUGAGGGCCUCCCCUUUCAUUAGCAGAGCAGCAGCGUUGCGUCGUCCCCAGCCCCCAUCUCCGCCCUGCAGCGGAGGAACAUUGCAUGUGGUCCCCUUCCCCAAACAGGCCUUGCAGAGUGAGGGGCUCUGCCCGCGGGGUUGCUGAAUCCUAGACUCUCCUGCCCUCCCCGGCCGGCUUUGGGGCUGGGAGCGCAAGGUGGCAGGAUCCUCCCCUCCGCUCCCCUUCCCUCCCCUCCUCGGGGGAAAGUAAAGAAAAUCAGGCCCAAGUUGAAUUUGAUUCUCCAGAUCCGACAUCACUAGAAGAAGCCAAGAGGUUUUGUUUUAUUUUUUUUAAUUGCGACAUAGUCCUUAGUAAUAUGGUUGCGGGGGGGGGUUUGCGUGCGUUUGUGUGUUCGAGAUGCCAAGGAGACGGUUGCUCUUCCCCCGCCCCUCCCUGCCAUCUGCAGUUUUGUGAACUCGUCUGUUCCGAGCGGCAUCUUGUAUUUCUCGGUUUACUGUAAGAAACAAUUGCAGGGAAUUGAAAACGUG
Molecule: messenger RNA, 1818 nt
Organism: Python bivittatus (Burmese python)
Lineage: Eukaryota; Metazoa; Chordata; Lepidosauria; Squamata; Pythonidae
Gene: CHTOP
Product: chromatin target of PRMT1
Source: RefSeq, a predicted model, not a curated record